Pipistrellus nathusii (Nathusius's pipistrelle) is the source of this 852-nucleotide messenger RNA. The record is from the annotation of a GenBank genome assembly. NCBI's taxonomy places the organism in Eukaryota, Metazoa, Chordata, Mammalia, Chiroptera, Vespertilionidae.
AUGGUGUACCCCGGGAGAGCCAUGGCCACUUUCCGCUUGGCCCUCAUCCAACUUCAAGUUUCUUCCGUCAAAUCGGAUAAUCUCAAUCGAGCUUGUAGCCUUGUCCGGAAGGCAGCCUCCCAAGGAGCAAAAAUAGUUUCUCUGCCAGAAUGCUUUAAUUCUCCAUAUGGCACGAGCUAUUUUCCUGAAUAUGCAGAGAAAAUUCCCGGUGAAUCCACAAACAAGCUCUCACUACUAGCAAAGGAGUGCAGCAUAUAUCUCAUUGGAGGUUCCAUUCCUGAAGAGGAUUCUGGGAAAUUAUAUAACACCUGUGCCGUGUUUGGGCCUAAUGGAGCUUUACUGGUAAAACACAGAAAGCUCCAUCUGUUUGACAUUGAUGUUCCUGGGAAAAUCACAUUUCAAGAAUCUAAAACAUUGAGUCCUGGUGAUACUUUCUCCACAUUUGAGACUCCUUACUGCAAAGUGGGCCUGGGCAUCUGCUACGACAUCCGCUUUGCAGAGCUUGCACAAGUCUACGCGCAGAGAGGCUGCCAGCUGCUGGUCUAUCCCGGAGCCUUUAAUCUGACCACUGGACCGGCUCACUGGGAGCUGCUUCAGCGAGGCCGGGCUGUCGAUAAUCAGCUGUACGUGGCCACGGCCUCUCCGGCCCGCGACGACAAGGCCUCCUACGUUGCCUGGGGACACAGCACCGUCGUGAGUCCUUGGGGCGAGGUCCUGGCCACAGCUGGCCCUGAAGAAACGAUCGUGUACUCAGACAUCGACUUGAAGAAGGUGGCUGAAAUACGCCAGCAAAUCCCCAUCCUUAGCCAGAAGCGGUCAGAUCUCUACGCAGUGCAGGCGAAAAAGCCCUAA